GAAAAUUCAGUAAUGUGUAUAUAUACAUAUACACGUAUAUAUCUAUAUACGAGAAUUCAACCCUUCGUUAACAUAAAAAUAGAGCGUCAAAAACACUUCUAAAACAUUUGCCUUCGAGAGAGGAAUCUAAUGGCAAAAGAAUCACUGAAAACGGUCAUGAAACGAGGGAGAAAUCGUUCACCGGAGUCCGUCGGAGUAUUACCGGACCGGUUUUCACGCUGAGGGAUCGUGUCUCGAUCUCUUCGCCGGAGUACAGCUGUACGCCGGACUGAUUUGAUAACGUCGGACGAGGUCGCUGCCACCAAACAUCGCCAUCGAGCCACCGCUGCCGUGUCUUGCCUAGUGUUGAGUUGCUGCAGACACGAUACAUAAGGUUAUUUUGGUGAAGAUUGAGGUUUAAAGCUUCGGUUAGGAAUAUCACGAUUGAGGUAAGUACUAUGUCAACCAAGUUUCAUGCUUUUCCCAUAUAAAUUUAUUUGUGACUAGUUAUUUGAGAUCAUUUGAGUAUAUGAUAGUUAAUGAGAUUUUACGUAUCAAUUGUGAUUGUGAAUUAUAUAUAUUCGAGAUUUGAGUAUUUUUAUAUUGAGUGAUAUUUUGAGCAUUUGAAUGUACAUAUGAAUUGUUAUUGGAUUGAGAUUUGAGAUUUGAGCUAUUCAUGAAGUAUCCUAUAUUUUGGACUAUUUAUGUAAUAUUUGAGUAUGAUGAGUUGGAGUUAAUAAUUUCAUUGUGAAUAAUUUUGUGGAAUUUGGAUUUCAUAUCCAUUUGAUUGAUGUUAUGAUACUUGAAAUUGAGAUUGGAUUAUGAUUUUUGUGAGUACUCGGAGAAAGGUGGAUUUGGUGAGUGGUAAUGGCUAUAAGUCUAAUUCCACCAGGGAUCUCCCAAAAGUGGAGCAUCCCAGCUUAAUUGUAGUAGUCGGUAGAAAAAUCCCGACUACUCAGACUUUUUACUACCCGGAGAGCUUGGAAUCUCUUUUAGGGGGUGUGCACACUUAAGGUAGGAGUUCGGCUUCCAUUGGAUUUGAUUGAGUUUGAAUGAUUGGAUUAUAUUGGGAUUUAUUUGGACUUGGAUUCCAUUGGUAUUGAGAUGAAUUGGUUUCGAGGCUUUGAGGUGAAUUUCAUUGGAAUUGAGGUGAUUUGGAUUAUUUUGUUGGACUUGAUUGAGUUGAAUUGAAUUAUAUUAUACUAGAUUAUUUGAGUGUGUUAUAUUUUUUGGAUUGGGUUGAAAUUGAGGUGGUUGAAGUUAUUAAAUUAUUUAUGGAUUUCCAAAGUAAUACUUUUGGUUUUGAUUAAAUAUAUGUACCUAUAUUUGGAAUAAUAUUAUUUUACAUGUGAUUUGUGAUGAGAAAUUUGUAUAAAGUGUUUUAUAAGGUUUCCUCCCAAAUGUUUUCACAAAAUGAUAUAUAUGUAUCAAACAUGAUUAUUUUACAGGGUUGGGUGGGCCUUACUUAGCAUUUCCAGCUAAUUUUUGUUUCUUUGUGUUUUUCUUUCUGUACUUUAUUUGUGCAGGAAUUGAGGAUCAUAUUGAAGUUGAUUUCGAGAGCUUCCGCUAGAACACAUAGACUAAAGUGAUUAAGUAAUUUAUUUUAGUCUUAAUUUUAAAGAAUUGUAGUUGAACAGUUAAUUAUGGAAAAUUUUAAUUUGUUGGUGGUGGAUAGCCUGUGCACUCGGUUAUGUGAGAACCGAGUGUGGCGGUAACGCCCCUGUUUCCCUUUGAAUUUUCUGUUGCAAGACUCUGAUGUUUUCGAAUAAAUCAUUAGUUACUUUGAAUAAAUCAUUAUUCAAAUGUAUUUUUGGGUGGGAAAUUUGGGGGUGUUACAAGUUGGUAUCAGAGCCUUUGAUUUUUAAAUUGGGAAUUUUCAAACAAAACUUUCCUUAUGUGACUACGAUCUUCAAAAAGACUCUCUUUUAAAAUCGAUUGAAAUUUUUCAAAAAGUUUCCAGAAACGUUUUUUUUUCUUCUUUGAAAAAAAAAUUUAUAUCGAUCUUUUAAUGCUCUUAUACAAAAAGAAAAAGAAAUUUAGGAAUAAUAAGUCUUAUUAAAAAAAAAAAAAAGAACAAGUCAAGGAAAAAAAAACCUAGGAUACGGGUGAGAUGUGAGAUUUUGAAAUCUAUUUUGAUGGAGUUUGUGGUUCUUUGAAUUGUUUGAGUUAUACUUAUAUGAGAUAUAUCACUAUUGACUCAGUUGAGAAUGAGUUUGGACUUUUAGAGGAACUUACCAAAUUAUGUGAGUAAUGAAUUAAUAGUGAAGGUAGUAUAAUUGUGAAUGUCAUUGAUAUACUUCGUGUCCUAAACAUUAUUCUUUCAAGUAGACAAUGAAGUCAACGAGAACCAAAAUAGAAGACAAUAUCGCCGCACCGACGAAUGCGGAGUUGGCUCAAAAUGUGGUUCAACUCAUCCAGACUAUCGGGAGUGUGUUAAUUCAGAACCAACACCAACAACGUCUCAAAAACCGCAAUGAUGUAGCGAAACUUGUAGCGAAGCGCAAUCCACCGUGUUAUUUAGGCCAAGAAGAUCCUCUCAUCCUUGAGGAUUGGAUUCGCACUUUCGACAAACUCUUCGAUGCUAUAAACUGCCCUACAGAUCAACGAAUUAAUACGGCUGCGUACUAUCUACGUCAAGAAGCAGACAAUUGGUGGGCCACGACUGCCCUAACGUUGCGUCAACAACCCGACUUUUCUUGGGAGACGUUCAAGGAGGAAAUGCGAAAGAGAUUCUACCCAGAGCACGUGAGAGCUGAGAAGUAUGAAGAAUUCUUACACCUGAAGCAAGUAGGCAUGACUGUCCAAGAGUAUCACGCUAAAUUCUUGAAUCUCGCACGAUUUGCUCCCACGCUAGUUCCCGAUGAAAUCGAGAAAACUAACAAGUUUAUACGCGGUCUGAACUUCGAGACACAAAAAGCUCUUUGCGUUUCAGAAUGUCAAACGUUGAACGAUGCCUACAACAAAGCUGGCAAGCACUAUCGAGUGCAACAACUCCAGAAGAAAACACUCAAGAGAGCGAGGAAGGGGACCGAAGAAGAAAGCAAACGGGGAGGCAAACGACACAAGCUUAUAAAUCAGCCAGGGGAGACCCACAUUGGUAACAAGAUCAACAACCAAGGCCAAGACCAGAAACGUAAGAAGAAGAACCACACCGAGAAGACACACUUCUAUUGCUCGAAGUGUGGAAAAGAUCACCCUGGGAAAUACUGUGACAGAACACUUGUACGAUGUUUUCAUUGUGACAAGCUUGGACAUAGGGUGUUCGAGUGUCAUUCAAGGAAGAAAGGAAUCCCUCCAACUCGUGGACUCAAUCAUCAUGGAAAGAAUGCUAAACACAACGGAAGAAUAUGAAAAUACUAAGACGAAAUUACAUAAAAUCUCUAAUCUUCAAUAUUAGUAAAUCUGUUUGACGAUUAUGUAUCGUUUUGGUCUUGAAUGAAUAAUCUAUAAAUUCAAUACUUCGCGGGCGAAGCAUUCUUUUAAGGAGGGUAGAAUGUGACACUCCAUAAAUUUAACAAAAAGAAUUAACUAAGAUGUAAUAUCUGCUAUUUGUACAUAUGGAUAUUUUUUUAACUUAUGCUUCGGGACGAAGCAUCUUUUAAGGAGGGUAGAUUGUGACACCCCAAAAGUUUAAAUAAAAUAAAUAAUUUUAUUAGUCAAAUAAAAUAAGAGAUAUUAUAAUAAAUAAGUGAAUCAGAUAAAAUUUUAACAUCAGUAACAACUUUAAUUAGAUAAAAAUGUUUCAUUAAUAAAAGUGAUAUUCUAACAAUCUUAAUUCAAAGGUGUAUCAGAUAAUAAUACGUGUACACAAAUACUCUAAAAUAAUACGGAGUAUGAAGCAAUAUUAAAAGAGUUGGUACUUUGGAAAUUUAACGCCUACAUACCUAUCUGCCAUACCCAAUAACUAUAUCAUACUCCGUACAUAUCAAUAAUAUGCUAGAUAUCUAUUCAUAACCAUAUCAAUUAUCAUACAUAAGAAUAAUGCAUUUAAAUGGCCAUAUACAUGCAUGCCAUCAAAAAUGAAUGACCAAGGCACAUGCCUAUGCCAUAAGCUAAUCGAUGAGGCUGGAUACAUACAACUAAUUAAGACCUUUGGCUGAUUCUAGACAUGUCUUGCGACUUGCGAACUACUACUACACUUCAACCGAGCUACGUGUUCUUUCCUCCGCCAAGAGAAAACCAGCGAGUAUUCAUUCACAUAUAUAAAAAUACUUACUUAUAUACGGAGGUAGCACUACGGAGUACAAAACAAUAAUGCAAUAUAAUAAUGGCAGCAACACUUCGAUCACACCAGCAUGAAUAAUUGCAUGUGUUCUAUUGCACAACAGUACGUCGGCCGCCCAUACUCAAUCCCACUAGACAUACACUCGGCUAAUCAUGCGUAGGAGUACCGAUAAGCUUCAGCAGACAAGUAUAAAUAGGGACGAGGAGUUAAGCUAUUCUGCACACCAAGAAAAUUCAGUAAUGUGUAUAUAUACAUAUACACGUAUAUAUCUAUAUACGAGAAUUCAACCCUUCGUUAACAUAAAAAUAGAGCGUCAAAAACACUUCUAAAACAUUUGCCUUCGAGAGAGGAAUCUAAUGGCAAAAGAAUCACUGAAAACGGUCAUGAAACGAGGGAGAAAUCGUUCACCGGAGUCCGUCGGAGUAUUACCGGACUGGUUUUCACGCUGAGGGAUCGUGUCUCGAUCUCUUCGCCGGAGUACAGCUGUACGCCGGACUGAUUUGAUAACGUCGGACGAGGUCGCUGCCACCAAACAUCGCCAUCGAGCCACCGCUGCCGUGUCUUGCCUAGUGUUGAGUUGCUGCAGACACGAUACAUGUACUGUAAUCUUGCCUCUAUUACUUCGUACGUUGUUUUGUCUUAAUUAUGCGAAGUAUUAACUGUUGUCUAAGCUGGAGUAUGAAGAUGGGCUUGGUUUUAACCAAACAAGAAGGAUUAACUAUUGAACUGGUUAAUAAAUACUCCGUAUAUUACUAGUAAUAUAAAACUGGCAGAAAUAAUAAUAAAACUACAUUAUUUUAAGGAUACUAAAAAGGGAUAUGUAACCAUGAAAAUUUGACAGAAGAGGAAUAAUCAGAGAAUCGAAUUAUUCGGCAGAUGAAUUAUAUUUAAUUAUUUUUAUAGAAUUAUAAAAAUAGGCUGAUUAAACUAUUAAAGUAAAACGAAUUGGAUGGAAUAAAACAAACGUUUGACAUUCCAGUUGGGUCAGAUAAUUAAACAGAUUGAACCAAAGGGGUUAUUUCCGAUUAAUGAAUUACUAUUCAAAUAAAUGAAUAUAAGUGAUUAUUCAUGAAUGAACGAAUCUAAAUCAUAAUUGAUUAGUAAUUCUCAAAGGACUAGAACAAUUAUUAAUUCUAGAAUUUUAAAUAUUCUUAGAAGGUUAUUUUGGUGAAGAUUGAGGUUUAAAGCUUCGGUUAGGAAUAUCACGAUUGAGGUAAGUACUAUGUCAACCAAGUUUCAUGCUUUUCCCAUAUAAAUUUAUUUGUGACUAGUUAUUUGAGAUCAUUUGAGUAUAUGAUAGUUAAUGAGAUUUUACGUAUCAAUUGUGAUUGUGAAUUAUAUAUAUUCGAGAUUUGAGUAUUUUUAUAUUGAGUGAUAUUUUGAGCAUUUGAAUGUACAUAUGAAUUGUUAUUGGAUUGAGAUUUGAGAUUUGAGCUAUUCAUGAAGUAUCCUAUAUUUUGGACUAUUUAUGUAAUAUUUGAGUAUGAUGAGUUGGAGUUAAUAAUUUCAUUGUGAAUAAUUUUGUGGAAUUUGGAUUUCAUAUCCAUUUGAUUGAUGUUAUGAUACUUGAAAUUGAGAUUGGAUUAUGAUUUUUGUGAGUACUCGGAGAAAGGUGGAUUUGGUGAGUGGUAAUGGCUAUAAGUCUAAUUCCACCAGGGAUCUCCCAAAAGUGGAGCAUCCCAGCUUAAUUGUAGUAGUCGGUAGAAAAAUCCCGACUACUCAGACUUUUUACUACCCGGAGAGCUUGGAAUCUCUUUUAGGGGGUGUGCACACUUAAGGUAGGAGUUCGGCUUCCAUUGGAUUUGAUUGAGUUUGAAUGAUUGGAUUAUAUUGGGAUUUAUUUGGACUUGGAUUCCAUUGGUAUUGAGAUGAAUUGGUUUCGAGGCUUUGAGGUGAAUUUCAUUGGAAUUGAGGUGAUUUGGAUUAUUUUGUUGGACUUGAUUGAGUUGAAUUGAAUUAUAUUAUACUAGAUUAUUUGAGUGUGUUAUAUUUUUUGGAUUGGGUUGAAAUUGAGGUGGUUGAAGUUAUUAAAUUAUUUAUGGAUUUCCAAAGUAAUACUUUUGGUUUUGAUUAAAUAUAUGUACCUAUAUUUGGAAUAAUAUUAUUUUACAUGUGAUUUGUGAUGAGAAAUUUGUAUAAAGUGUUUUAUAAGGUUUCCUCCCAAAUGUUUUCACAAAAUGAUAUAUAUGUAUCAAACAUGAUUAUUUUACAGGGUUGGGUGGGCCUUACUUAGCAUUUCCAGCUAAUUUUUGUUUCUUUGUGUUUUUCUUUCUGUACUUUAUUUGUGCAGGAAUUGAGGAUCAUAUUGAAGUUGAUUUCGAGAGCUUCCGCUAGAACACAUAGACUAAAGUGAUUAAGUAAUUUAUUUUAGUCUUAAUUUUAAAGAAUUGUAGUUGAACAGUUAAUUAUGGAAAAUUUUAAUUUGUUGGUGGUGGAUAGCCUGUGCACUCGGUUAUGUGAGAACCGAGUGUGGCGGUAACGCCCCUGUUUCCCUUUGAAUUUUCUGUUGCAAGACUCUGAUGUUUUCGAAUAAAUCAUUAGUUACUUUGAAUAAAUCAUUAUUCAAAUGUAUUUUUG
Molecule: messenger RNA, 6781 nt
Organism: Cuscuta epithymum
Lineage: Eukaryota; Viridiplantae; Streptophyta; Magnoliopsida; Solanales; Convolvulaceae
Source: the annotation of a GenBank genome assembly